Messenger RNA from Henningerozyma blattae CBS 6284, 639 nucleotides. It is a transcript of the gene ERP2, whose product is annotated as Erp2p. The transcript has a single exon. Gene Ontology annotation, cellular component: endoplasmic reticulum-Golgi intermediate compartment; COPII-coated ER to Golgi transport vesicle; endoplasmic reticulum. Bases 1 to 639 code for a protein of 212 amino acids. Gene Ontology annotation, biological process: endoplasmic reticulum to Golgi vesicle-mediated transport; Golgi organization; protein retention in ER lumen. The record is from RefSeq and is a predicted model, not a curated record. Lineage: Eukaryota; Fungi; Ascomycota; Saccharomycetes; Saccharomycetales; Saccharomycetaceae.
AUGAGUUGGAUUAUACAGCUAUCGUUAUUCCUACUAUACAGUUUAAAUAUAUCUUUUGCAACUAUUCUAAAUUCACCUCAAGUUCCAGUUGAUUUAACUCUUCCCGCUUUUUCUAAAGAAUGUAUUUAUUACGAUGUUACAGAUCCAAAUGCAAUCUUGGAAGUUCGUUACCAAGUCUUAUAUGGUGGUAAUUUCGAAAUUGAUUGUGAGGUUUUCUCACCAACUAAUAGCAAAAUUAUCGAUGAAAAACAAUCAAAAUUUGGUGAAUAUGUUUUAACUAAUUAUGGUUUAGGUUCUUAUCAAUUUUGCUUAAGUAAUAGUUACGGUACAGCAUCGAAAAAAGUCGAAUUUUUAAUUGGAAUUAAAGAAGAUACUGAAUUAGGUUUAGAAAACAAUCCAAAUGAUAUGGAAGAUGCUUUAGCUCAAAAUUCUUUAAAUGAAAUUCAAAGAUCCUUAGAAAAAAUUAGAAAAAUGAAUGAUUAUUUGAGAGCAAGGGAAUGGAGAAAUCUGUACACUGUUGAAUCUACUAAAAGUCGUUUGACUUGGUAUUCCAUUACAAUUAUUUCAUUGAUGAUUACUAUUUCAAUUGUUCAAUCAUUAAUUAUUCAAUUUUUUUUCAAGAGAGGUCAACGCUAUUAG